Molecule: messenger RNA, 3113 nt
Organism: Solea solea (common sole)
Lineage: Eukaryota; Metazoa; Chordata; Actinopteri; Pleuronectiformes; Soleidae
Product: zinc finger protein 79-like
Exons: 7
Coding region: 87-2186 (699 amino acids)
Biological process (GO): regulation of transcription by RNA polymerase II
Molecular function (GO): DNA-binding transcription factor activity; RNA polymerase II cis-regulatory region sequence-specific DNA binding
Source: RefSeq, a predicted model, not a curated record
CCUGGAACGACUCGCCCCGCGCGCGACGAAUGCGAAACAAAACGGUGAAGCUGUAAAUAAACAAACAAACAAACAAACAGACAAACAUGUUUUGUUGGACAGACGGAAGUAGCGAGAAUCUCCGCGGCCUCGAGAACACGUCGAAGGCCGAGAUUCUGAGAGGAAUUGUCGCAGAGAAAAUGUCCACGGCCGCGAAGGAAAUCUUAGCGGUGGUGGAGAGAACCGUGACCGGGUACGAGGAGGAGGUUGCGGGCCUGAGGCUGGAGAUCGACCGGCAGAAGCAGCAGCUGCGGGUUCUGCUGCAGCCGCGGGUCAAACUGGAGAGAACAGCUCUGAUCACAGACGUCAGCACACGUGAUGUGGACCUGGACAAAGACGAGGAGCAGCAAACACAGCAGUCAGUAGGGGGAAACAGCGGGGGCGCGGAUUUCCUGUGGUACGACGACGGUGACGAUUUUGGUUCUGACGAUGAAGAGCAGACGGUGCAACUGGAAAUAAACUCCCCACAGAAACAACAAGACCUGCAGGAUCCAGAUUUUCAGAUCGAGUCCAGCUCCAUGAAAAGAAAACCCGGCAGACCUCGGAUCAACGACUCGGAGUCAAAUCACCUGGAUUUGAAGCUCCGCCUCCUGCACAGCGCGCAGGUCGACCGUCUCUCUAAUGCUGUGUUGAAAAAGUGCCCCCUGCUGGAGUUGCAGUGCCCUCGCGGCCUGCAGGAGGCAGACUUCCUGCAGCUGCUGCGCUCCACCUUCCCUCAGCUGCCGCCUCACAAACACGUGGACGUGUUCGUGAGCGACAGGAGCCGCAGACUGUUUCCUCUGAGGACCAGGACCCUGACGCCGGAGGAAAUCCUGACCGCCAUCAGGUCCACGGGGGCGGGGAAGUCUGCCCUCUACCUGCGACUGAAGAGAGACGAGCUGGAGGGGAAGGAAGAGGCGGAGCUUCACAUGCUGCCAGGAAACAAGAAGGAGGACAUGACGGCGACGGAACAGGAAGCAGGAAGCAGUUUGAGAGCGGACGCUCUCGCCGUCAGCUCGCCAUCGCAACAGUCCGACUGGAAAGCGCCCAAAAAAACGAGGAGGACGGAAGCACCCGGAGGCCACAGCGCUGCGCCGAGUAAACUGCGGUGUCACGUUUGUGGGCGGUCCUACAAAUUCCGGGGCGGCUUCUUCAAACACGCCUGGAGCCACGUGGACGAGCUGCUGCGCGAGUGCGGCGUGUGCGGCGCUCGCCUCGACUCCGUGGACGAGCUCAAGGCUCACCUGCGACGCCAGCACGAGAUGCACGACUGCGCGCUCUGCGGCAAGUCCUACUCCAGCGCCGGCAAGCUCGCCGGACACGUGGCCACGCACGCCGAGCAGAACCGCUUCAGGUGCGACGCGUGCGGCAAAACCUUCACGCACCGCGCCGGCUUAAAUAAUCACCGCUGGGUUCACGUGGCGGAGAAACCGCACGGCUGCGGCGUCUGCGGCAAACGCUUCGGCCUGAAGACGCAGCUGAAAUAUCACAGCAAGACGCACGGCGCUCCCGACGCGUACCGCUGCGGCGAGUGCGGGAGAACGCUCAGCGGCGUCACGGCGUUCCGGCGCCACAGGGCGACUCACCUGGCGGAGCAGCGCUGCGUCUGCGAGGUGUGCGGGAAGCGCUUCAAACACCCUGACCGGCUGAAGGCGCACCUGAGGGUCCACGCGGCGCGGGAGCGGCGCUACCUCUGCGACGUCUGCUGUAAGACCUUCCUGUCCAACGGCGCGCUCAAAGGUCACCUGCGCACGCACAGCGGCGAGCGGCCGUACGUCUGCGACGUCUGCGGCAAGCGCUUCGUGGCCAGAAGCUGCCUGACGAGACACACGGCGGUGCACUCGGACGCGGCGCCGCACGCCUGUGCCGAGUGUGGCCGCUCCUUCAAGACCACCAGUUCUCUGAAGACGCACGCCGCGAGCCACGCGGGCGUCAAGCGGUUUGUGUGCAAGGUCUGCGGCAAAGGCUGCGCUCGCCAGGAUCACCUGACCGUUCACAUGAGGACGCACAACGGCGAGCGGCCGUACAAGUGUUCGCUGUGCGACAGAGCGUUCACGCAGAGCCACUGUCUGAAGACGCACAUGAGGAGACACGAGACGGACGCACGCGCGGGACACGCAGGAGACGACGGAGGACACGGGUCCCAGAGUCUGGACGCACAGUCCUGAUCCUGUUUCCUUCACAGGUCCAUUGUUGUGUAAGUGGCCAAAGUUUGAAAGAAACUGCCUCAACAUCGACAUGUUUUUUUACAAAAGACUUUUUAAUUUAGACUUUUGAAUCACUGCAGCUUUGUGAAGCAGAAUAAGACACAAACACUGAGUGAAAACAUGGCUGCCAGUUUAUAUCCACACAUGUUCACGUCUUUAUCUCACUGUGACACAGACUUUUGUAAACCACUCACUCUCCCACACCAAAGCCCAUAGAGAAAACCAGUGAUUUUAACAUCACACACACAGGAGUUGUUGAUCCACUGCUGCCUCCAUCACUAAGUUCAAAUGUCUUAUUUUGUCACUUCGGCAUUAAAAAUCCUUCGUUCAGAUUUACCUCAGUGACACAAAGUGACCACACGAGGCAGCAGCAGACCAGCAGCUCCUGUGUCCCAGUGAGUUUAAAUCGCUGAUUUUCUCUCUGGGCUUUGGUGUGGGAGAGUGAGUGGUUUACAAACAAGAUUCUAUCGUAGACUUAAACUGACAUGUUGUCGUCUCUUGUGACAAAACACCUGAACUAACUCUUUAGCAUUCAAGCAAAACUUCUAACACACAGAAAAGUAACGAUAAUAAAUAAAUCUGUCAAAAAUACAAUCUGUGUUUUUCUGAUCCUGUAAAUAAAGCGUAAACCUGACGUCACGGCAGCUCCAGCAUGUCGAACUCGCUCAGUAUCCGCUGCGUCCGCUGGUGAACCCGCGCCAGCGCGCGAAUCAUGAUGCGCAGAAUGGGCGUGGCCUCCUCCUGGCUGUUUACGCACACCAGCUGCAGGAAGUAGCUUCUCUCCGGGAGGGCGAGGAAGACGAACUCGGCCGCCUGACGCAGCACCCAGUGGUGGUGCGGCGCCAACGCUACCAUGUAGGCGUCUCUGCGGGUUCAGCGGUUGUUCAU